This is a messenger RNA of Varroa destructor (honeybee mite), 2228 nucleotides long. It is a transcript of the gene UQCR-C2, whose product is annotated as Ubiquinol-cytochrome c reductase core protein 2. The record is from RefSeq and is a predicted model, not a curated record. Lineage: Eukaryota; Metazoa; Arthropoda; Arachnida; Mesostigmata; Varroidae. Gene Ontology annotation, cellular component: mitochondrion. Gene Ontology annotation, molecular function: metal ion binding.
AAUAUGUAAAUAGAAAUAAAGCUGUCUAAAUAUGCAAACUACAGACGAGAAAGCGAAAAAAGUUGGUCUCUUGUUUGAAAAUAACUCGUAAAGCUGCAGUCGAUGUUUAGCCGACGCAGCCGAUUCCGAACAAUAAGCAAAGGGUGCUGCCAUUUUGAUUUUGUCCUUCGCUUUCGUCCUGUGCGGUGUGCGGGUUCGUCGCUUAGGAUAAAAGGUGUCCUCUGUUGAAUUGUGCGUUAUUCUUCAUUGGAUUGCAACUGACGCCUCUGUGGCGAGCAUGACAUCCAGGCUAGCUUUAAUAGCGUCUCUGAAGACGUCCUGCAGUCGCGCGUUGAGCGCGCAGGCUGCUGCCCGGCCUCAGAUACAGAACUCACAAAAUAGGCAACAUGCGGAGGAGCUGCGAACAACCAUCCUCGAAAAUGGGCUGACAAUUCACUCGCGAGAAAAUCAUUCCCCAAUUAGCAGAGUAGUUAUCGUUACGAAAGCUGGAGCGCGGUACGAAAACGGCUCAAACCUGGGUCUUACCCACGUUCUUCGUAGCGUUGCUGGACUCACCACAAAGAAUUCGUCAACCUUUGCCAUCACGAAGAAUAUCGAAUGGGUCGGUGGCAACUUGUACGCCGCAUCAACGCGCGAUCACCUCAUUUACACCCUUGAAUGCAACCGUGACCACGUUGCCUUAGCUGUCGGAUUUAUGAAUGAUAUCGUUUUUGCGCCUGAGUUCCGUCCAUGGGAGCUCGAGGAUGCGAUUCCACGUCUACGAGUCGAAUUGGCACUUUACAAGAACAACCAGGCCGCCAGACUUAUGGACGCCCUACACAAAGCUAGUUUCCGAGGAGGUUUGGCCAACUCAUUGUUCAUUCGACCUGAGUUACUUGGCAAAAUCAAACAGUCUCAACUGAAAGAAUUCUCCAGCUCGCAUAUCACUGGACCGCGCACUGUGGUAUCAGCUAUGGGCGUCGAUCAUGAACGUUUGGUGCAUGUUUACAAAAAUCUCACGAAGAUUCCAAGCAGCUCGGCAGAUGAUGGGUCCGCUUCCCGAUUCAAUGCCAGCGGAGGAGAGGUGCGUGUCGAGAUGCCUAAGUGCCGGAACACGAUGGUGGCCUUGGCAAUAGAAGCGAGCGGUCUCGCCAAUCAGAAGGAGGCUCUGGCAUUUGAGGUGGUUAAGCACAUUCUUGGUAUGUCAAAGGCUCGGGUGCCUUACUCAGAGCUGACGUGCACCAAACUGGGUCAGGCAGCGCUUGCUUCCAAGCCCGCGCAUCCAUUCUCCGUUGGCGCCUUUACUGCGGCUUAUUCUAACACGGGAUUAUUUGGAGUCGCUGUGGCGGCUCACCCAAAAGAGAUCGGCAGUGUAGUAAAAACGGCCGUAGCUACAGUCCGUUGCCUUUCUCAAGGCGUUUCGGACGCAGAACUUAGUGCUGCAAAACUGAAGGCGAAAUACGCAAUUGCCAAGCGUGAAUCAAAGGCCACUAAAGUUGCCCGAAACAUUGCCAUUCAACAACUCACUCAGGGGGCUCCCCUUAGUUAUGAGCAUGCCGUACAGGUGAUCGAUUCAAUUUCGGCCCAAGAUAUCAGCUCAAUAGCCCAGAAAAUGUCUCGCGUCAAGCCUUCGAUUGCCGCGACCGGAAUACUGUACGACACGCCUCAUUUGGACGAACUGCUUCAAUAGAUGCCCUCAACAUCGUUGAGAAUAAUAGAAAUAACAAUAGCUUAACUACUGCAGUCUUUACUGGCAAUAACAACAACAAUAAACAUUUAAAAAGAGGCAUCAUAUAGUCAGUUUUUUCGUAUUGUUUUUAUUAAAAACUUUGACUGCGUCGACAUUGAAUGCCGUAAAACUAAAGGUGAUUCGGCAGUUGCCUGGCCUUUGUUAGAGGUUUCUCAUAAAUUAUAUCAUCGGAACAGCCAAGUUACUAAAUAAAAUCAGAAACUCUUUAUGCCUGAGUACAGCUGAUUGGUAUAAACGUUCGAUAUAAACAUCUCAAAAAGUAGUUGAAAAAAAAAGCACAUCUUAAAUUUCGAUUAAUUUAAUGUUGAGGUUGCGAAGCAGUGUUAAGGCUUGUACAUGCCUGCUAAUAGGCUGACGCAUUACGGUCAGUGGUGCUAAGAGUUCUACUCUGACAAAUAAAGAAUGAAAGAAAUGAAUGGAAGUAAAUAAACAAUUUAGGUUGUUCGAAUGACAAAUGACACGAAUAAAUAGGGAGCAGAGGUAAAAAAAAGAACGCUUA